Messenger RNA from Gracilinanus agilis (Agile Gracile Mouse Opossum), 2150 nucleotides. RefSeq names its product tumor suppressor 2, mitochondrial calcium regulator (gene TUSC2). The transcript is spliced from 3 exons. Gene Ontology annotation, cellular component: mitochondrion. Lineage: Eukaryota; Metazoa; Chordata; Mammalia; Didelphimorphia; Didelphidae. The record is from RefSeq and is a predicted model, not a curated record. Bases 57 to 413 code for a protein of 118 amino acids. Gene Ontology annotation, biological process: regulation of mitochondrial membrane potential; inflammatory response.
GGCUGUUGUAGGGCGCUGUGAGGCGCGGGGCCCCGCGAUGUUCCGCGGGCCCUAAUAUGGGCACCAGCGGCUCCAAGGGCCGGGGGCUGUGGCCCUUCUCGGCGCCAGCGGCGGCUGCGGGGCCGGGAGGCAGCCCCGAACUCACAGAAGCGGCCCGAGCCCAGCACGCCUUGGCCCGGGCUCGGGGCCUCCGCACCGCGCAGCCCUUCGUGUUCACCCGCCGCGGUUCCAUGUAUUAUGAUGAAGAUGGUGACCUGGCCCACGAGUUCUAUGAGGAAACAAUUGUCACCAAGAAUGGGCGGAAGCGUGCCAAGCUGAGGCGGGUGCAGAAGAACCUGAUCCCUCAGGGUAUUGUGAGGCUGGACCACCCUCGCCUCCACGUGGAUUUCCCAGUGAUCAUCUGUGAGAUGUGAGCCCUGCAGCCCCUUCCUGCCCACGCCCCAAGUCUGUGGGGUGGUGGGUAUGGACAUCUGGGUAGGAGGAGGGGCAGCAGGGCCCAGAAAAGGCCUUGGCUGGGGAAAACUCCCCACUUCCUUGGCAGGGCAUCCCAAGCUCAAAGCGUGGGUCCUGAUGAAAGGGGCCUGGCUUAAAGUAGCCGCCCCAGAAUGAACUCCAUCUGACAGGGGCCCCUUAGUGGGCUGUAUUUUUUCAUCUGCAAGCCAAGGGAUGAGGAAGCUGGGUGCUCAGUUCUGUUUCUUCCACAGUACUGGGUGGUAUCAGUUUGAGGGGGGGGGUCAAGGGAUAAAGGAUGUUUGGCUUGGCUCACUGGUAUGGAUUUUCUCUAGGCUCUUGAGUGUCUGGGUAAAGGAAGGGGGUAGGAUACUCAGUUUCUCUUCCUGGACCCCAAAGCCCCACCCUACCCUCCAACAUCUAGAGGAGUGUCAGGAAAUAAAAACUGGGUGAAAGCUCAGGCCAGGAAUUUCAGGGUACAAAUUUUCCUUCCUUCUGACCUCAACCACCCCGGCCCUCCCCUCCUGCCCAGUUUCCUCCUAUCGUGUGCCUCCCUCUGCCCAGCCUGAGGGGCAGGGGCAGGAGAGGCCUGGGGCUCUGUCACUGUUGGGGAAACUAGGGGCCACAGCACUUUAUGAGCGGGGUCUCCUCUUUUCCUGGCCCUUCCCCUUGUGUCCCAUUGGGUUGUGGGGCUGGCCAUGGGGAGCUUUGCUAUGCACAAGCAGAACCCUCCUUUCUCCUUCCCUUCACAUUUCUGAGCAUUUCAGCCGUUUGCUACCUCGAUUCCUCCACCCCCGAGGGAGGCUGGUCUCAAUGAAUCUCACCACCACCCCUGAACCCCUCCUUCUGAGCCCACAAUUAGUUCAGCCUGCUGGAACUGGGGGGAAUUAGAAGGCCCCCAUAUCUGGGAUGAGUUUCACUUCCUACACUGUGAUCCUCCCUAGACAUUUCCCCACCCCCACCCAGCGACCCCCACAGAUAUACCUGGACCCUGAGGGUAUGUUUGGAAACUGAAGGGGCAGUGAAUCUUCUCAGUGGAAACCUUAGUCCUGGGAGAAAAGCAGAGACCUUAAGGAUAUGGGGGAGAGGAUCCUUGCCCAGCAUUCCUGCUCAGCUGCCUAAGAAGCUUUUUUGGUUCUCACACCAACCCUUUCUUGGGAGAAGAAGGGGGAGUUUCCACACACUACACUUGCUGUGUCCUUCAGGCCUGUGCCCAGUGGCUCUGGAGAGCACAUUCUCAUCCAGCCCCCCACAGGCAUCUUUGCUAACCUGGCAAACUUACCCAGAUCUCUUUAGUAUCCCAGCCCCUCUCACCUGGUACUGUGCUGGCCCAAACCCUCCCCCAAGCUGCUCACCUGCUAGUGGGCAAGGGCAACUGGGUCCAACCUUCUGCUCUCCAGGGUCUGACUGGGCAAGGGGUGGGAUAAGGAGACCACAGAAGGGAGAUUUACAAUGUGAAGGUUUGUAAAUAGUAUAUCUAUGUCCAUGAUAUUGUUGAAGCAGAACUUCAGUCCGUUUACUUUUUAGGAUUACUUUUUUUAAUUCCUUCUGUGCAAACUGUGCUUUUAGUGUGAAUGUGGCAGAGAGACAGUCUGGGGCAGAGGUGAUAAUAGAGGGAGAAGAGCUGGUUGCUCUUUUCUCCCAGCCCAGGCUGGUAUGCCCUUUUGUUCAAUUUAAAUAAAAUUAUUUGUAGAUCCCAA